This is a messenger RNA of Hevea brasiliensis (rubber tree), 1076 nucleotides long. RefSeq names its product dehydration-responsive element-binding protein 3-like. The coding region runs from base 248 to 994 and encodes 248 amino acids. The record is from RefSeq and is a predicted model, not a curated record. Gene Ontology annotation, molecular function: DNA binding; DNA-binding transcription factor activity. Lineage: Eukaryota; Viridiplantae; Streptophyta; Magnoliopsida; Malpighiales; Euphorbiaceae. The transcript has a single exon. Gene Ontology annotation, biological process: regulation of DNA-templated transcription.
UUUUUUAAUAAAUAUGGUUAUGUAUUUCUCCAUUUUACAACUCUCGAUUAACAAGUCUUCGUCAAUGGAAAUAUUCAUGGUAGGUCGAAAGUCACUAUAAAGGAGCGUAUCCUUCCUUUGCCCUUUCCUACAAAUACCCAUUAAUAAUUCUCAUCUUCCUCGUUGUCCUCUUCCUUUCUCUCUGUUAAAUUGCUAAUACCAGCGUCUUCUUUUCAAGAAUCAUCUCCUACUGCAGUAUCCCUCAACAAUGUCAGAACAAAGUACCAGCAUCUAUUCUUCAUCUCCACCAACAUCACCAUCUUCCCCCACCGCCGCCGCAGCCGCCACCACCACCACCAACACCUCCAGCAAGUCCAAAGCUCAAGAGCCAGUAGACAGAACAACAAAACGAGCAAAAGAUAGCAAGCACCCUGUCUAUAGAGGUGUUAGGAUGAGAAGCUGGGGCAAAUGGGUGUCAGAAAUCCGUCAACCCCGCAAGAAAUCACGUAUUUGGCUUGGAACAUUCCCUACGGCGGAAAUGGCUGCUCGUGCCCACGAUGUAGCCGCCAUGAGUAUUAAAGGGAACUCCGCGAUUCUAAAUUUCCCAGAACUCGUUGACUCACUGCCUCGUCCAGUGUCAUUAAUGCCGCAAGAUAUUCAGGCAGCCGCCGCUAAAGCUGCUUCGAUGGUUGAGUUUAACUCAUUACCCUCGUCUUCAUCUUCGUCUUCUUCUUCAUCUCCUUCUUCGUCAUCAUCAGCAAUAUCGGAGUCAUCAUCCUCGGUGUCAGUGUCUGAGGAUGUUUCAGAAUCCGAGGAAUUAAGCGAAAUUGUGGAGUUGCCAAAUAUUGAAGGGAGUCUUGACUUCGCCGAGCCACAGACCGAGUUCAUAUUGUUUGACUCAGUGGAUGGGUGGGUUUACGAUCCUACAGAGAUGAUGAGUGGAGAAUUCUCUGACCAGUUGUUGGAAUUGGAGAGUUUGGUUUCCAGCUACUUUGGAGCUUCAGCUUGGAAUUAGAGGCUAAAAUUGUUAUUUAGAAUAUAAAUAUAUUUCUUUAUCAGGUUAACUAUAUUGAUUUUCGUUCUGGAAUUAUAAUUAA